Cuculus canorus (common cuckoo) is the source of this 1001-nucleotide messenger RNA. It is a transcript of the gene ARL14EPL, whose product is annotated as ADP ribosylation factor like GTPase 14 effector protein like. The transcript is spliced from 3 exons. Bases 528 to 1001 code for a protein of 157 amino acids. NCBI's taxonomy places the organism in Eukaryota, Metazoa, Chordata, Aves, Cuculiformes, Cuculidae. The record is from RefSeq and is a predicted model, not a curated record.
UUUUGUUUCUGUAAAGUGGAGGGUUUUGGUCUCUUCUCCCAAGUGGUAGGUGAUAGGACAAGAGGGAAUGGCCUUAAACUGCAUCAGAAGUUAAGAUAUGACAUUAGGAAAAAAUUCUUCGCAGGAAAGGUUCUCAAGCACUGGAACAGCUGCCCAGGAAGAUGGUGGAGUUACCAUCCCUGAAGGUGUUUUAAAGGUGGGGAGAUGAAGUGCUUGGGGACAUGAUUAGUAGCGACAGGUACAGUUGGAGUUGAUGAUCUCAAAGGUCUUUUCCAACCUAAUGAUUCUAUGAUUCUGUGAUUCUAUGAUUCUGUGAUUCUAUGAUUCUAUGUUAGUUAUAUUAUGUUAAUACAGUUUUAAAAUUCAGGCUGAAGCUGUGCCACAAUUUGUUCUGUGCUUGCUGUUGGCUGAGAACACAUAAAAGCCUAGUAUGUAUAUUUGCUUACCUUAAAAUCUUUACUUAAAAUCUGUGGAUCUCUUUAUGUGUCUAACAUACAUGUAUAUACAUUUUUCACAAAGGUGAUAAAAUGAGUGAUUUUGAAGAGGAAAACUGCAGGAAAAGCAAUUCUGCCCAGGAAAUAUCUGCAGAAGGAAAUGUCUCUCCUGCUCAGGACUGUUCGCUAAAACAAAAACAAUUGCAACAACUCGAGAAACAAUUAAAAUACUUAGCCUUUCGAAAUCCAGGACCUCAGGUAGCUGACUUCAAUCCUGAAACUAGAGAGCAGAAAAAGAAAGAGUGCAUGUCACAGAUGAAACAAAAUUUUUUUUAUAAGCCCAAAAUUAACAAUAAAUAUGACAAACGUGGCAGGCUGCUCUGUAAUAACAUCGAUUUGUGUGAUUGCUUGGAAAAGAGCUGCCCGGGUUGCUUCUAUCCUUGCCCCAAAUGCAAUUCAAAGAAAUGUGGACCAGAAUGUCGCUGCAAUAGGAGAUGGGUUUAUGAUACAAUUGAGACUGAACCUGGGCAUGUGACCAGCGUUUUCCCAUUUUUUGUCCCUGACUGA